Maudiozyma barnettii is the source of this 906-nucleotide messenger RNA. It is a transcript of the gene SPE4, whose product is annotated as spermine synthase. Gene Ontology annotation, cellular component: cytosol. Gene Ontology annotation, biological process: spermidine biosynthetic process. Lineage: Eukaryota; Fungi; Ascomycota; Saccharomycetes; Saccharomycetales; Saccharomycetaceae. The coding region runs from base 1 to 906 and encodes 301 amino acids. The transcript has a single exon. The record is from RefSeq and is a predicted model, not a curated record. Gene Ontology annotation, molecular function: spermidine synthase activity.
AUGACAGAAUUUACCCAUAAAAGUAUAGUGGACGGUUGGUUUCGUGAGGCUAAUGAGAGCAGUUUCCCCGGCCAAGCAUUUACUUUAAAAGUUGAAAAGAUUUUAUAUCAUGCUCACAGUGAAUUUCAGGACAUUCUAGUUUUCAAAAGUACUACUUAUGGUAAUGUUCUAGUUCUUGAUGGGAUAAUUCAAUGUACCGAACGUGAUGAAUUUGCAUACCAAGAGAUGAUUACACAUAUUCCAUUAUAUUUGCAUAAGAACCCUAAGAGAAUUUUGGUUAUUGGGGGAGGAGAUGGUGGUGUUGUUCGUGAAUUACUAAAGCAUGAAUGUCUUACCCAUAUCACUCAAGUAGAAAUCGAUGAGACAGUGAUUAAAUUAGCUCGAAAAUAUUUCCCCGGUAUGUCACAUGGAUUGGAUAACCCUAGGGUACAAAUAAAAUUAUGUGAUGGGUUUGAAUAUUUGAAAGGUCUUGCCAAUACAUCAGCUGAGGAUAAAUAUGAUGUCAUAAUUACAGAUAGUUCUGAUCCAGAGGGCCCUGCAGAAGCUUUUUUUAAAGAUACAUAUUUCAAACUAUUGAAAAAUGCGUUAAAAGAUAACGAUAGUCUAAUUAUCACUCAAACAUCUGAAAACAUUUGGUUAAAUAUUGAUUAUUUGCAAGACUUGUUGAAAGCUGCAAAAUCUGUCUUCCCAAAUACUAAAUAUUGUUAUACAAUGGUCCCAACAUACACAUCAGGGCAACUCGGUCUAAUGGUAUGUUCCCCAGAUGAAACAUUGGAACUAACCUCACCAGUUAGAAUUCCUACUGAAGUUGAACAAGAUAAUUUGAAAUAUUACAACGCCGAAAUACAUAAAGCAUCAUUUGUACUACCGAAUUGGUCAAAUAAAUUGCUAAAUAAUUCACAUUGA